This is a messenger RNA of Ipomoea triloba (trilobed morning glory), 2214 nucleotides long. RefSeq names its product beta-glucosidase BoGH3B-like. Gene Ontology annotation, molecular function: beta-glucosidase activity. Gene Ontology annotation, biological process: glucan catabolic process. Bases 209 to 2026 code for a protein of 605 amino acids. The record is from RefSeq and is a predicted model, not a curated record. The transcript has 9 exons. NCBI's taxonomy places the organism in Eukaryota, Viridiplantae, Streptophyta, Magnoliopsida, Solanales, Convolvulaceae.
AUUGGUACUGACUUGGUGUCGGGGAUUCACAAACUCUCACAACGGCCAAAGUCGCCAUAGCCCAUAGCAAACUCCGCCUACUCAAUCUCACUACUGCUUUGUUGAUAGUAUUGGAGAAGAUUAGGCAGAGAAUCGCCUACUCCUCAUCGUCUUCGCAUCUGAGUCUUCUGUAGUUUGAUCACCGGAAAAUCGAUCACAAUCAACAACCAUGGAGGAUUGCAUUUACAGAGACCCGAGAGCUCCGGUGGAGGCCCGAGUGAAGGACCUCCUCUCCCGCAUGACUCAGCAAGAAAAGCUGGGCCAGAUGACCCAAAUCGAACGCUCCGUCGCCACUCCUUCCGUCCUCAGAGACCUCUCUAUCGGGAGUAUUUUGAGUGUUGGCGGUAGUUGCCCAUUCGAGAACGCCUUAUCCAAGGAUUGGGCGGAUAUGAUCGACGGGUUCCAGAGAGCGGCGUUGGAGUCGCGCCUCGGCAUUCCGCUAAUCUAUGGGGUUGAUGCGGUCCAUGGGAACAAUAAUGUCUACGGUGCCACCAUUUUUCCUCAUAAUAUAGGCCUCGGAGCUACCAGAGACGAUGAAUUGGCUCGGCAGAUUGGGGUUGCGACUGCUCUUGAAGUCAGGGCCAGCGGCAGUCCUUACACCUUUGCUCCCAGUGUUGCAGUAUGUAAAGAUCCAAGAUGGGGAAGAUGUUACGAGAGUUUUAGUGAAGACACUGAAAUAGUUAGAAAGAUGGCAUCUGUCAUUACAGGAUUACAAGGGCAACCACCCCCUGGCCACCCAAGUGGAUAUCCCUUUCUAGCUGGAAGGAACAAUAUUGUUGCCUGUGCUAAGCAUUUUGUUGGAGAUGGGGGUACUCAUGAAGGUAGAAACGAGGGGAAUACCAUAUUAUCGUACGAGGAUCUGGAGAGAAUUCAUCUGGCUCCUUAUCUUGACUGUCUUUCUCAGGGAGUUUGCACUAUUAUGGCCUCCUACUCUAGCUGGAACGGGACCCAAAUGCACACAAGUAAAUUUCUUCUUACAGAUGUUUUGAAAGGAAAGCUAGGAUUCAAGGGCUUUAUCAUUACUGAUUGUGCCGCACUAGACAGACUCUCUAAUCCUUUUGGAUCAAAUUACCGGCGUUGUGUUCUGGCAGCCAUCAAUGCUGGAAUUGAUAUGGUGAUGGUGCCCUUACGUUAUCAAUUAUAUCUUGAUGACCUAAAAUGUCUGGUUGAAUCUGGGGAAAUACCAAUGACCAGAAUUGAUGAUGCUGUUGAACGGAUCCUGAGAGUGAAGUUUAUAGCUGGACUUUUUGAGUACCCACUGAGCGAUAGGUCGUUGUUGGAUAAAGUUGGUUGUAAACUACACCGGGAUCUGGCACGUGAAGCAGUUCGCAAGUCUCUGGUUCUCCUGAAGAAUGGGAAGGACACAACAAAACCAUUCCUUCCCCUAGAUAAGAACGCUAAGAGAAUCCUUGUUGCGGGACAGCAUGCAGAUGAUCUUGGAUUUCAGUGUGGAGGGUGGACUAAAACUUGGGACGGACAAAGUGGCAGAAUUACUAUUGGCACAACAAUCCUGGAUGCUAUCAGAGCUUCAGUGGGAGGGGAAACCGAAGUGGUAUACGAGCAAAAUCCAUCCCUGGACACUUUUUCAAAUCAACAGUUCUCGUUCUCCAUUGUAGUCGUGGGUGAAGCUCCUUAUUGCGAAUCUGGUGGCGACAGCAAGGACCUCAUCAUUCCUUUCAACGGUUCUAAGCUGAUAAGCUUUGUUGCAGACAGAGUUCCGACACUGGCAAUCCUCAUCUCUGGAAGGCCAAUGUACUUGGAGCCUUCACUUCUGGAGAAAGUAGAUGGCUUUGUGGCUGCUUGGCUGCCCGGGACUGAAGGCGCAGGGGUCACGGAAGCCAUCUUUGGGGAUCACGAGUUCCAUGGGCGCCUCCCGAUGAGCUGGUUUAGAAGCAUUGAUCAAGUGCCUAUGAAUCCUGGGGAAAAUGGAUAUGACCCUUUGUUCCCAGUUGGGUUUGGGUUAACAAGCAAAAACAAGGUGCUAUAGAAGGCAUCCAUGGCCUCAAGCUUUUUCAGCAAAUGCUGUGUUUUAAGUUAAUGCAAUUAUAUCUUAUGGAGUUGCAAACUCUUUUCCAUCUGUGUAUCAUUCUUUUAUUUCCCCCUUAACUUGAGCCAAAUAUGUCGAAUAUUUUCUACUUUAAUAAAAAGUUAUCUGUGGUGAACAUUUUGGAAAAA